This is a messenger RNA of Balearica regulorum gibbericeps (East African grey crowned-crane), 555 nucleotides long. NCBI's taxonomy places the organism in Eukaryota, Metazoa, Chordata, Aves, Gruiformes, Gruidae. The record is from RefSeq and is a predicted model, not a curated record.
GUGAAAUAUGUGCUUUUAAAAUCCACGGACAAGAAAUGCCCUUUGAAGCUGUUGUGCUAAACAAGACAUCUGGAGAAGGUCGUCUUCGAGCAAAAAGUCCUAUUGACUGUGAACUGCAGAAGGAAUACACAUUCAUCAUCCAGGCCUAUGACUGUGGAUCAGGACCAGGUGGAACAAACUGGAAGAAAUCUCACAAGGCAGUGGUCCAUAUCCAGGUAAAGGAUGUCAAUGAGUUUUCACCAGCUUUCAAGGAGACUGUAUAUAAGGCCACUGUGACAGAGGGAAAGAUCUAUGACAGCAUACUGCAGGUAGAAGCCAUAGAUGAGGACUGUUCCCCACAGUAUAGCCAGAUCUGCAAUUACGAAAUUGUCACAACUGAUGUUCCUUUUGCCAUUGACAGAAAUGGUAACAUCAGAAACACCGAGAAACUGAACUAUGAUAAACACCACCAGUAUGAGAUAAUGGUAACAGCUUUUGACUGUGGGCAAAAACAUGCAACAGAAGAUGUCUUAGUACGAGUUAAUGUCAAACCAGUGUGCAAACCAGGCUGGCAAG